AGUGCAUUAGUUUUGUGCAUUUCUGUGUUUAGCUCAACUUAUUGGACGGCGAAUAAUUUCCUCAUGACUGGUCCUAAGGCUUAUCUUACCUACGCUAGUAGUGUGCAAGUGGGUGCGCAGAAUGGGAUACAAGAGUGCAAGGACCAGUUUGCUUGGGACAGAUGGAACUGUCCACAGAGUAUGCUUCAGCUGUCCUCACAUCGAAAUAUAGCAACAAAAGAAACAUCAUUUGUCCAUGCCAUCAGUGCUGCAGGAGUGAUGUAUACGCUCACCAAGAACUGCAGCAUGGGAGACUUUGACAACUGCGGUUGUGAUGAUUCCAGAGUAGGACAGACAGGAGGCAGAGGGUGGAUUUGGGGAGGCUGUAGCGAUAACGUGGCCUUUGGAGAGAAGAUCUCCAAACAGUUUGUGGAUGCCUUGGAAGAUGGUCACGACUUUCGCGCUGCAGUUAACCUCCAUAACAAUGAGGCUGGGAGACUAGCAAUCAAAGCUACGAUGACGCGAGCUUGCAAAUGCCAUGGAGUGUCUGGAAGCUGCAGUAUCCAAACGUGUUGGAUGCAACUGGCCGACUUCAGAGAGGUGGGCACCUACCUGAAAAUUAAGCAUUCCCAAGCCAAGAAGUUGGAAGUAGACAAGAAGCCGAUGAGGGCUGGCAACAGCGCAGACAACAGAGGCACCAUUACGCAGGCCUUCCGCAACAUCCCGCGGACAGAGCUCAUUUUCUUCGAGGAUUCCCCGGACUACUGCGUCCGGAACCAGAGCCUAGGCUACGAUGGCACAGAGGGACGGGAAUGCCUCAAGGGGGACAAAAGCUUACCGCUGUGGGAAAGAAAAAGCUGUCGCAGGCUGUGCUACGAAUGCGGACUCCGGGUGGCAAAGAAGCACCUUGAAGUUGUCAGCAGCUGUAAUUGCAAAUUCCAUUGGUGCUGUACGGUUAAAUGUGACAAAUGCACACAGGUGGUGACCAAAUAUUACUGUGCACGCAAGGGAAGUGCCAGAAAAUCACACAACAAAGCAAAACGUAAAAACCGUCCGCGUGGACAUUAA
Molecule: messenger RNA, 1047 nt
Organism: Syngnathus typhle (broad-nosed pipefish)
Lineage: Eukaryota; Metazoa; Chordata; Actinopteri; Syngnathiformes; Syngnathidae
Product: protein Wnt-8a-like
Exons: 6
Coding region: 64-1047 (327 amino acids)
Biological process (GO): multicellular organism development; neuron differentiation; cell fate commitment
Cellular component (GO): extracellular region
Molecular function (GO): cytokine activity; frizzled binding
Source: RefSeq, a predicted model, not a curated record